CUCGCAGCUGGGCUGGCCUGGCCGGGCUCCAGAGGCGCUGAGGGGGUUAACGGAGCGGCGGGCGGCAGCAGGCGGCGGGCGGGGAGCGGGGAGCCCAGUUCCGCCCAGUCUGUCUGACAGCUAUAAAGGCAGCCGUGGUGCAGCUGCCGCCACCGGGCCGGCUUGCUUCCCCGGGAAGCCCUCCGGUGCUUUGAAGUGGGGCUGGGCUGCCCACACACCUGGCCUGCCCACCCCGGGCCUCCUCCUCCUCCUGGACAACAACCUGCUGACCCUGGGCCAGGAUGGACUCCCUAUGCUGGGCCUGGUUCCUGCUGGUGGAGGUCUUCAUGGCAGGGGGUGCCGCAGCAAGUGGGAGUGCACUCCCCACCCAGGACAACAGACUGGAGGGGACCACUGAGGCUGCGACCUCCUGGUGGGGGGAGUGGACCAAGUGGACGGCGUGUUCCCGUAGCUGUGGGGCCGGGGUCACCUCUCAGGAGAGACACUGCCUUCAGCAGAGGAAGGCCUCGGGCAUGGGAGGUGGGAACAGGACCUGUGAGGGGACAUCCAAGCGGUACCAACUGUGCCAUGUCCAGGAGUGCCCGGCUGAUGGCAGGAGUUUCCGGGAGCAGCAGUGCAGUGCCUUUGAUGCCCGCGUGUACAACGGCCGCACUCACCAGUGGAAGCCCCUGUACCCCGAUGACUACAUCCACAUCUCCAGCAAGCCCUGUGACCUGCACUGCACCACCAGAGACAGCCAGCGGCAGCUCAUGGUGCCAGCGCGGGAUGGCACCUCCUGCAAACUCACGGCCGUGCGAGGGGUCUGCGUGUCUGGAAAAUGUGAGCCCAUCGGCUGUGACGGGGCACUUUUCUCCACCCACACGCUGGACAAGUGCGGCGUCUGCCAGGGAGAUGGGAGCAGCUGCACCCACGUGACGGGCAACUACCGCAAGGGAACCCCGCACCUUGGCUACUCCCUGGUCACCCACAUCCCAGCGGGUGCCCGAGACAUCCAGAUCGUGGAGCGGAAGAAAUCUGCAGAUGUCCUGGCCCUGGCAGACGAAGCGGGUUCCUACUUCUUCAACGGCAACUUCCAGGUAGACAGUCCCAAGAACUUCAACAUCGCGGGCACUGUGGUCAAGUACCGGAGGCCCAUGGAUGUCUACGAGACGGGCAUCGAGUACAUCGUGGCCCAGGGGCCCACCAACCAGGCGCUGAACGUCAUGGUAUGGAACCAGAAUGGCAAGAGCCCGUCCAUCACCUUCGAGUACACGCUGGUGCAGCCCCAGCCUGCUGGCUACUAUGGCUUCCCUCCCACCUCGGCUGACAGCCAGGAGCUGCCCGGACCACCAUUGGCCGCUCUACUCAGCCACAACAGCUCCUAUGGUCCGGGUGCCUCUGAGCCACUGCUGGGCCUGCCAGGCCCUAGCCUGGGACUGGCUGUGAGCAGGGGCCCUGAGAGCAACGAACUAUGUCCACUGGCCGGUGGGGGGUCCUGUGAAGAGCCCCCCAGGGGCAAAGGCAUCCGAGUCGGCAACAGUACUGGACCUGCUGCCGCAGGGGAACAGGAUGACCAGGAGGCCAUCUCCCGUGACCCCUCACAGGCGCCUCCCUCGGCCAAUGCCAUCUCCGAUCAGCUCCAGGCUGCGGGCUCCAGUUCAUCCGAAUUGGUGUCCAAUGACACGGCGAACAGCAUUUUCGUGCAGAGCGUGCCAAAGAGCAGUCUCCUGGGGGACAGGGACAGCCUUGAGGGUGGCGAGGGCGUUGGCAUCUACCUGGAGCUGAGCACUGAUCGUGUGAGCAACUCUUCCUCCGAGGCCCUGUUUCCCAACAGCAGCCUCCCUGCCUCAACCGGAAACAGAACGCAGAAGGCCAGGCCCAGGCCCACGGGGCGCCGGCCAGGCGUGAGCCCGGCUGACAUGUACCGCUGGAAACUUUCAUCCCAGGAGCCAUGUAGCGCCACCUGCACCACAGGAGUCAUGUCGACCUACGCCAUGUGUGUCCGCUACGAUGGCAUUGAGGUGGAUGACAGCUACUGUGAUGCCCUGACACGCCCUGAGCCAGUGCAGGAGUUUUGUGUGGGGAGAGAGUGCCAGCCCAGGUGGGAGACGAGCAGCUGGAGCGAGUGCUCGCGCACCUGCGGGGAAGGCUUCCAGGUGCGUAUUGUGCGCUGCUGGAAGAUGCUGUCGCCGGGCCUAGACAGCUCUGUAUACAGUGACCUUUGCGAAGCAGCCGAAGCCGUGCGGCCAGAGGAGCGCAAGACCUGCCGCAACCCGGCCUGCGGGCCCCAGUGGGAGAUGUCCGAAUGGUCUGAGUGCACAGCCAAGUGUGGGGAACAGAGCGUGGUGACCAGACACAUUCGCUGCUCAGAGGAUGAGAAACUGUGCGAUGCCAACACCAGGCCCGUUGCUGAGAAGGGGUGCACGGGCCCCCCCUGUGACCGCCAAUGGACGGUCUCUGACUGGGGCCCGUGCAGCGGCGGCUGCGGGCAGGGCCGGACCAUCAGGCAGGUUUACUGCAAGACAGCAGAGGGCCGUGUGGUGCCUGAGUCGCAGUGCCAGGCGGACGCCAAGCCUCUGGCCAUCCACCCUUGCGGGGACAAGAACUGCCCUGCUCACUGGCUGGCCCAGGACUGGGAGCGGUGCAACACCACCUGCGGCCGGGGCGUGAAGAGGCGCCUAGUGCUGUGCAUGCAACUGGCCAACGGGAAGCCACAGGCGCGCAGUGGCUCUGAGUGUGGCCUGGCACAAAAGCCGGCUGAGGAGAGCACGUGCUUUGAGAGGCCCUGCUUCAAGUGGUACACGAGCCCCUGGUCUGAGUGUACCAAGACCUGCGGGGUGGGCGUGCGCAUGCGAGAUGUGAAGUGCUACCAGGGGGCUGACAUCGUGCGAGGCUGCGAUCCCCUGGUGAAGCCAGUGGGCAGACAAGCAUGCGACCUACAGCCCUGCCCCACAGAGCCUCCAGAUGACAGCUGCCAGGACCAGCCAGGCACCAACUGCGCCCUGGCCAUCAAGGUGAACCUCUGCAGCCAUUGGUACUACAGCAAAGCCUGCUGUCGCUCCUGCCGGCCCCCGCACUAGGUGCCUGGGACCUCCAGGGACACUUUUUCUCUUGAAGAUGCCACCGAGGACCGGCCUCCCCCCAGAAAGGGGAGCCCCCCAGGAUCCGAGUCCUGACCAGCAGUUUGCCAGGGGUGGCGGGUUCCAGCCCCGCCAGUGGGCCUGUUGGGAUGCGGGUUUCGGAGGAGCUGAGUCCCCGCUCCCUGCAGUGCUGCCUUCCAUGUGCCAAUAAAGUGUUUUGGGGGG
Messenger RNA from Suncus etruscus (white-toothed pygmy shrew), 3284 nucleotides. It is a transcript of the gene ADAMTSL2, whose product is annotated as ADAMTS like 2. Gene Ontology annotation, cellular component: extracellular matrix. The record is from RefSeq and is a predicted model, not a curated record. NCBI's taxonomy places the organism in Eukaryota, Metazoa, Chordata, Mammalia, Eulipotyphla, Soricidae. Gene Ontology annotation, biological process: extracellular matrix organization. The transcript is spliced from 19 exons. Bases 282 to 3059 code for a protein of 925 amino acids.